Scleropages formosus (Asian bonytongue) is the source of this 2447-nucleotide messenger RNA. It is a transcript of the gene arhgap15, whose product is annotated as Rho GTPase activating protein 15. The transcript is spliced from 14 exons. The coding region runs from base 177 to 1601 and encodes 474 amino acids. Lineage: Eukaryota; Metazoa; Chordata; Actinopteri; Osteoglossiformes; Osteoglossidae. The record is from RefSeq and is a predicted model, not a curated record. Gene Ontology annotation, cellular component: cytoplasm. Gene Ontology annotation, biological process: regulation of GTPase activity; signal transduction.
CAGCAGUCGCUUCCAGGAAGUGGCGACGGUUAAAGUUUCGCAUGCCGACUCAGGCACUGACAGGGCCGCGCUGUGAGAGAGUCAGAGGUUCGAGCGGCCAUGUGACGCCACCAGCUUCCUGUCUCCGAAGGAGCUUUUCUCUUUCAACAUCACGGUGAAAUUAAUGUGGCGGAGAAAUGGCGAGCGCAAGAAUAACAAACAUUCAAAAUGUCCCGAAGAAACCUGCCGUGCCGCUCCCUGUGCAGAGUGCCGGAGCAGUCCAGAUGAGGAUAAAGAGCUCCACAAAUACAGGCGAGCGGCUGAGCCAGACCAAGUCCAUGGUUAUCCCAGAUCCUGGACAGCCACAGUCCCAGAUAUCUCGCCAUCGGAGGAAUCAGUCUCAGCAUAACCUGGUGGGCAUCAGCAGAGCCGCACAUCCUAAUUCAAUGAAAGGUGAAUAUCUGAACAAGGCGAAGAUAGCAGAUGGAGGCAAGAAACUGAGAAAAAACUGGACCUCAACUUGGGUUGUCCUUGAGGAUAACCAGCUGCUGUUUUACAAAGAAAGCAAGCAGGAAGCCUUAAGCAAUUUGAAGCCAGGAUGUAAACCAGAAAAGGUUGACCUCUGCGGGGCUAUAGUUGAAUGGACGACGGAGAAGUCAAGCCGAAAGCACGUGUUUCAGAUUACAACCAGCUGUGGACAAGAGUUUCUGCUUCAAGUUGACGAUUAUCCAACAAUAUGUAAAUGGCAUGAUGCUAUAAAGAACACAGCUGACAUUCUGUCAAAAACAGGGUCAGGAAGACCCAACUUGCGCAGAUCCAAUAGCAGCGAGUUUGUGUUCCGGAGGGCCGAUUCGCCUGUCAGAAAAGAAGUGAGGCCAGAAAAUAGACGAUCCCUUAUUUUCAAGCUGAACUACAGUGCCUCAGACAGCGCAGACAAAAACGGGGUGAAAAACAGACUCAAGAAGUUUAUUUCCAGACGUCCUUCCAUGAAGACUUUGCAAGAGAAAGGCAUCAUCAAGGAUCGAGUAUUUGGGUGCCAUUUGCUGACCCUUUGUGAGCGUGAAGGAACUACGGUGCCUAAAUUUGUCAAGUUAUGUCUGGAGGCAGUGGAAAAACGAGGUCUUGAAGCUGAUGGCAUAUACCGAGUAAGUGGCAAUUUGGCCAGUAUCCAGAAGUUACGAUUCUUAGUUGACCAAGAAGAGGAGCUGAAUUUGGACGACAGCCAGUGGGAGGACAUCCACGUCGUCACCGGAGCGCUGAAGAUGUUUUUCCGGGAGCUUCCGGAGCCCCUCUUGCCAUUCCGCUUCUUCGAGCCCUUUGUGGAGGCGAUAAAGACGAGGGAGCAUGCACGGCGGCUGCAGACUGUGAAGAAGCUGGUCCAUCAGCUCCCAAAGCCCAACCAGGAAACCAUGAAGGUGCUCUUCAGACACUUCCAAACGAUCCUCACCAAGUCAUCAAAGAACCUCAUGUCCACCCAAGGCAUUGGCAUCGUGUUUGGCCCAACACUUCUGUGGCCCGAACUGGACUCUGGAAACAUGGCAGUCAACAUGGUGUACCAGAACCAAAUAGUGGAGUUCAUUCUUACUGAGUGUUCGGAGAUUUUUGGGCCUGAGGGUAAAUAAAAAUAGAGGAGGGCGGCAAGUAAAGCAGAGAAUGGUAUACCACUUUUUAACAAAGUCCAUGCAAAUGGUUAUAUUUUCAGAUGUUUUUGACAAAAUUGUGUUGCGGUACAGCAGUGGACAGCCCUUGUCCCUAGCCAUUGACAGGUUAUUGGUUAUCAAUUCAUUGGCAACAAGUGAACACCAUUAAACCUAAUAAGGUUGACACUGGAAUGAACACUGUUUCAGUAACUGUACCUACAUGUCUGUACAUUGCAGAGAUGACGGGAAAGCAAAAGAGAUUUUUAGUUGUGUUUUUAUUUUCAUGGCGUUUGUAUGAAUGAAACUGUAUGAGAUGCACAUUGUUAAGACAACCUCUGAUAAGGUCCUGUUUUUACUAUGAGCAAUAGACUGGCUGUGAGAAAAGAAGCCAGAAAUGUGUAAUAGAUAUGGAUGUGAAUGUAAAUAUAACAUAAAGGAAUAUUUGACGCUUUGGAUCUCCAUUCAGAGGAAAGAAUUGCAUGGUUUCUUUAAAGGUCAUAAUGAUACAAGAUAAAUGUGUGUUCUUAAAGUAUUUUUCUUUUUCAAACUUAUUUUGUGGAAGUCUUAGAUUGAAUUUGUAAAAUAGCUUGAAAUAGUUUUUCUUUUUUAAAUUCAACAAAAUGUUUAAUACUGAAUUUGUUUUUGAACAUCCGGUCUCUUUAUGACCGUUGUCCAUACCUUUUCUAACUUGCAAAAUGAAUGAUGUUCAAAUAUAUUUAAUUGCAUGCAGCUCCCUCUGUGGAAACAGUAAUAGAUGGACACUCUAGUGAAGUAAAGGUUCACUUUGGAUAAAAUUCUCUGUAUCACCAAUGUACACAAUAUGUAAUA